AUGGGCCCCAUGGGCACCGAAAUGUGCAAUAUCACACUCAGGAUUGAAGGGGACCACUUCCUUGAGCCUCACAGGGGAGAAAUAUCGUCAGCAUGCGUCGAGAUAUCCUGGAAAUUCAACCGCGUGCAAUAUCACGACAGUUACCUGUUACCGCGCUCGGACUAUCCUAUGCGACUUCGACCCGAUUUGGCCACUUAUAACGAGGCCAAAAUUCUCCCCAUAGUACUUAUCAAAUCGUGGCUGCAUACAUGCGAGGGCGAGCAUGAAGUCUGUCGGUCUGAUCCCGCCAACGAGUUGGACAUGUCGCUCUAUCUCAUCGAUGUAGUCGAGGAGUGCAUUACUCUGAAGCCCGUCUCGAAUGUGCGCUAUAUAGCUCUAAGCUACGUUUGGGGUAACGUCAAGUCUACCAACUUAACCUCUGGAAACAUGGAGGAGCUUCAAAAACCCCGAAGCCUGUCAUCCGGAUCAAAUGUCGCUACUGUUCCGCAGACUAUUAGAGAUGCUAUACGUCUCACCGCAGACUUAGACGUCCGCUACCUAUGGGUGGACUGUCUCUGCCUGAUUCAGAACGAUCCCAAUCUCUCCUUCUAUCUGGACCGAAUGCAUCUGAUCUAUGCCAAUGCUUUCGUGACCAUCGUGGUAGCAAACAAGGACAACGCGAACGGCGGCAUCACUGGCUACAAUACCCAUUCAACUGACCGCACUCCACCUGGAAAAGUCAUAAACUAUCCAAACUUCGUGCUUGGCAUUGUUGAAGAGCCUCAACUGGCAGCCGUUGCUGCCUUACCAUGGCGUUCGCGGGCUUGGACACUACAAGAAGGCUUUUUUUCUCGACGGGCGUUGAUAAUCGACGAUCGCAUUUGUCUCAAAUGUGUGGAGGACUUCUCAGAAGAGGGUUCAGAUUUUGGCUUCAAGCUCAGUAUCAAUCUGUCAGUCAGAAUGCGAGGCCUCGUGCCAACCCUGUGUCAAGCCUCGCCGAGUGAAUGGGAACCAUACUGGCUCGAAUACUCACUGGCGGCAAGAAGUUUCGCCCCUCGCGCAUUAUCGUACGACCAAGAUUCUAUAAAAGCGUUCUCAGGGGUCAUCAACUACUACACGAGCCUAGAUAAACUUCAGCGGAAAGCCAACACAGGAUUACUAUUUGGUCACCCAUUGUGCGACAUGACUUUCGACCACUGGCCUCGGCAAUUACCCCAGGGCGAACCUGGUGGCUUGGAUUUCAUCGGUAUCUCCUAUGGUGAACAUGGUCAAUUCCGCGGCUCCGGAAUUCCCGAAGUUGAUGCGCUUUGCAUCAUCCCAGUCGACGGAAAACCAGGCGUAUUCGAGAGGCUGGGUGUUGCUAGAAUCUCGAAGGACGCAUGGGAUCAGGCUGCUCAGUUCGAUGAGAAUAUCAUACUAGGAUAG
Molecule: messenger RNA, 1404 nt
Organism: Alternaria triticimaculans
Lineage: Eukaryota; Fungi; Ascomycota; Dothideomycetes; Pleosporales; Pleosporaceae
Exons: 2
Coding region: 1-1404 (467 amino acids)
Source: RefSeq, a predicted model, not a curated record